AUGGAUAAAAACUCGUCUACUAAUUAUACUGAAGUGCCUGUAAGUGCCUCAUUUCCAGAUCCAAUUUCUAUUACGUUUGUUUUAAUCUAUACCGUAAUUUCGAUUUUCCUAUUUAUUCGUUUGAAAUGGACCGAAAAAUAUGCUUGCCUCAAUCCAAUUGCACAUUAUGCAAGUUUAAUUAAAUUUAAUAUGUUUAUUGCAAUCUUCACAUUGUCUUAUUUUCUAUAUUUUGAUGAUAAUUUUAUAUUGGAUUUCAUUGAUGCUCUUAUAUCUGUAUUUUUCAUUUUAUAUUUAGAUUUUGCUAUUCCGGCUUAUAAUGCUCUCUAUGUUUUAGUACUAAUUGGGUUUAUGAAACAGAAAAUUGCGUUUUGCAGCAUGACUUUUUCACGGUAAGUUAGUCAAAACAUAUAAGAGCCGUGGAAGAGGAAACCAAAUAUACACUAAAAGUUUGUAAAUUAAAUGAUAAAUUGAAAAAAUCACAGCUUAUUCAAAAUUUGAUCAGAAUUUUUCAAUUUCAGGGACGCGUUUAUUUGGAUUUUGGCAGUCCUCAUUUUCUUUGUUUUGAAUCACUUUUCAAUCGAAUGUAAGAUUUCAACAUUUGAAAAAUUUUCAAAAAUUCUAUUUGCAGUUGGUAUUGCCCUCUUAGGAAUAAAAGAUGAGAAAAUCAUUGAAGCAUUUGAAAAUUGUUACGUUGUUCUCAUGCUUAUAUUUCUAUUUAGUGACUACGUGAUUCUGAUUUUUUUGAUAAGCAAAAUUGUUCAUCGAAAAAUCAAACAUAUUGGAUAUCACAAAAAUGAAAUUGUGAUAAUUUUACAAAUUAUCAUGGUUGUUAUAGUCAGAGUGGUGAGAAUAUUCUUUUGAAGAUCCAAUUCAAUAAAUAUUUUUGUAGCCAAUAGUUAUCAGCAGAUAUUCCCAAGUUCUACAUAAAGAAAUUACAUUGGUCGGACACUAUUCUAAUACAUUAUCCUAUAUCGUUUUAAAUUUUCUUCCGUUGUAUAAUCAACUGUUCUUGGAAUUAUGGAGUUGGUGGAAGAAUUAG
Caenorhabditis angaria is the source of this 1039-nucleotide messenger RNA. The record is from the annotation of a GenBank genome assembly. NCBI's taxonomy places the organism in Eukaryota, Metazoa, Nematoda, Chromadorea, Rhabditida, Rhabditidae.